UUUUUAUUUUUCCUUUCAUUUGCUUGCAUAAAGAUAUUAUUUGACCGUUAAUAGAGUUGAAAUUAGACAUUGGGACAAUAGAAAGUGGCCGUUUGGCCGUUGAUUGGAGGUGACCGAUGUAUGGAGGUUUUUUUUUAUAAGAGUUUGACCAUGAAUUUGGCAGGGAUUUUCUUUUCUGGCCGCUUAUCAGGAGGUGAUCGAUGUAUGGAGUUGACCGUUAAUAGAGGUUCCACUGUAAUAUUUAAAGUGACAAUCUGACUUUGUGUCUAGCUAUUAACUUCAUAGCUACCAACCUGCAAAAAUGACAUCAAUCACAAUGUAUAAUGUAAACAAAAACAACAACAAGUAACUAAACUUUGACUAAUAUUUUUUGCCUGAAAUUUUUACCCGCCUUUUUAAGCGCUUCAUUUUUACCGAUAGGGGAAGCAUUUCAUUCUAAAAUGCGAAAAAAACUCUUAAAAUGGGGAAGAGAAGGGGCAUAUCAAAAGAUAUCGUGUAGAUAUCCUGUAACAAAGUGACCAACGGAUAAAUUUUUUUUCAGGGCUAGAAAUAAAAGCUACUUUGAAGGCUUGUGAGAAUGUUUUGAAAUUGUUUUAGAAUUUAAAAAAAAAACUUCUAUUUUGUUAACCUGUUGUGCGUCCUCCAUGAAGUCGUCUAGCACCUGCUAUCAUCCCCCUUGGCGCUGAAGUGCGACUUCGCUGAACGCGCAUCAUACUCCAUAGUGUAUAACGACUUUGACGCGUAUCCCUGAAAAUUUAAAAACAUCCAUCAGAAUCAGUGCACAUGUUUCACUAACUCAACUUGUCAACCUCAAGUUCUUCACGGUAAAACCAUGCGUACAAACAUUUGAAAUGACAGUUUUAUCAACCUCUUUUUCAGGCAUCUUUUUCUAGAUAUUGUACUGCCCAUCGCAUGUCAAACUGGUUGGUUUUUCUUGCAUUACAUCACGCAUGUUAUUAAAUUAGAAAAGAAUAAUUAAGCUAAAUUUAGAAAAUCCUUUCAAGCGCUUUUAGAGAGCGGGCGCGCAAGUCAAUUAAAAACGCAACGAUGGACAGGUUAUUAUCACACUCCUCCUUUGUCAAUUAUCUGACUUUUCUAAUGAAUUAAACAUGGCGAAAGUUCCACCACCUACAGCUGAAAAGAAAGUAAGGUAUGCAGCUGUUAGAAGUAGAAGUACCGAAAGUAAAGCACCGGUUCCACCACUGCAACUCAAAAAAGAAUCUUCUCCACAAACUAAUAGGUUAUCUGGUGCAUCAUUUAGUUUUACGCCAUCACCAAAAAUAGUGGAAACUAAACCAGCAAGCAAAGAGGAUGCCGGUAUUUAUGUUGGCUUUGCUAAUCUACCUAAUCAAGUUCACAGAAAGUCAGUCAAGCGCGGUUUUGAAUUCACAUUAAUGGUAGUUGGUGAAUCUGGUCUGGGAAAAUCAACAUUAGUAGAUAGUCUAUUUUUAACGAGUUUGUACGCGGAACGGGAGAUACCAUAUGCAAUCGACAGAAUAAAAAAGUCUGUCUCUGUAACGACUUCAACUGUAGAAAUUGAAGAGAAAGGUGUCAAGCUUAAGCUAACGGUUGUUGACACUCCAGGUUAUGGAGACUCUGUUAACAAUGCAGCCAGUUGGACGCCCAUUGUUAAUUAUAUAAACGAGCAGUAUGAAGCUUACUUAAGAGACGAGUCGGGCUUAAAUCGAAGAAAUAUCAUCGAUAACAGAGUACAUUGUUGUUUAUAUUUCGUCAAUCCAGUAGGUCACGGAUUAAAACCUUUGGAUGUCAUGGUAAUGCAAGCACUACACGAUAAAGUUAACAUAGUUCCCGUCAUUGCCAAAGCUGACACUUUAACUAAAAAAGAAGUGUCGCAACUGAAACAGCGUAUUUUGCGCGAGAUACAGGAGAACAACAUACAAAUCUAUCAAUUUCCUGAAGCUGACGAAGAAGAAGACGAUGAAGAGUUUAUAGCUGUAAAUAAAGAAUUAAAGACUAGUGUUCCAUUUGCUGUUGUUGGUAGUAACACGGUAUAUGAAGUAAACGGUAGAAAAGUACGUGGAAGAAUCUACCCCUGGGGUGUGGUCGAUAUUGAGAAUCCUGCACACUGUGACUUCACCAUGCUUAGAAACAUGUUAAUCAGAACUCACAUGCAAGACUUGAAAGAUGUCACGCAAGAUAUCCAUUACGAAAAUUUUCGAGCGAUGAAAUUAGCUUCUGGUGAACCUCCAUUAAUACGCGAAGAAGAAAGUUCCAGAAGUAACAAGAACAGUACUGUUGAUAAUCGUGAUGCGCUUCUGCUCGAGAAAGAAGCGGAACUUAAACGUAUGCAAGAACAAAUCGCUAAGUUGCAAGCUGAUAUGAUGGUAAAGCAAUCUAAUCACGUCGACACGCCGUCGUCAGAAGUGAAAUGAAAAGCGACAGUUGUAUGAUUAAACAACGACAGUCGACCAUUGAUGUGCGAAGGGAGUUCUUCGUGAAAGACGGCUCUAAAACGAGAAUUAUCACCUGUGGACAUACAUAUAUGACUGAAAGACGUAACCUACGUUACGUUUCAUAUACUUCUUGUUAUUAGGUGUUGAAAAUAUUUUGACAUAAGCUUUUAUGUUUUAUAUUCGGAGGUACAGACAAUUCCAUUUUUAAUUAAUUGUUGUUUGUGUCUUGAAAGUUUUAAUUCUUCUGUGUAGGUAUUAAUUUUUAUGUAGUUGUUGAUAAUUUUUUUUUCUUUUUAUACUUCUAAUUUUACUGAUUUCAAAACGUUACUGGUUUUACUCUCUGCAGUGACGUAGUGACUUGUAAAAUGACCACGGAAUGAAGUACCAUAAACUGGGUCACGCGUACUAAUUUGUAAAUUUGCAAACACAUUUUAACGUUUAGUAAAAACUAAUUUUCUGCAUUUUCUUUUCUGACGUGAACCUAAAGAAUUUGCCUUCAGAAUAUGCACUUUUAUAUACUUUAAGUUUUACUUUAAACUCGAUCUGUGCUCUCAGAGUUUUUUUUAAAUAUACUCCCUUCCUAUAAAUUUGAUGACGUGCGGGAGCUGACCGAAGGAAUAAUGUUUUUAUAUAUAUAUUUUAUAACAUAUCAUGAAUGUGAAGUUUUGAAAUAUUCUUUGUGCCUUUAAUUAAUACCGCCGCGUUUUGCAAUUUGUUCUAUGUUGUCGUGGUUGUUGUUUUUGUUUCGAUUUACUAACCGUGACGACCAAACAAAUUGUGGAGAGAAAUGUGUCAUGGGAGUCUGAAAAAAUCCUAUAUGGUAAACCCAUAACAGUAUGUCACUUUGAACAAUGACAUGAUUUUGUGAUAGUCCAUUUUGUAUGUGAUUGUAUUUUUGUCAUUUGAUUAAGAUAAAUUUUUUCAAAUAGCAUAAAAUUUUAGUGUGAGCAAUUUUUUUCAAAACAAAUGGAAUAUGCUUGUAGAUAAAGGUGGCAUUCAUUUACGUAAACACGCCGUUCGAGUAAGCUA
Molecule: messenger RNA, 3443 nt
Organism: Hydractinia symbiolongicarpus
Lineage: Eukaryota; Metazoa; Cnidaria; Hydrozoa; Anthoathecata; Hydractiniidae
Product: septin-2-like
Exons: 11
Coding region: 1110-2393 (427 amino acids)
Biological process (GO): cytoskeleton-dependent cytokinesis; regulation of exocytosis
Cellular component (GO): cell division site; septin ring; septin complex
Molecular function (GO): GTPase activity; molecular adaptor activity; GTP binding
Source: RefSeq, a predicted model, not a curated record